Molecule: messenger RNA, 1638 nt
Organism: Phytophthora sojae
Lineage: Eukaryota; Oomycota; Peronosporomycetes; Peronosporales; Peronosporaceae
Exons: 11
Coding region: 1-1638 (545 amino acids)
Biological process (GO): vacuolar transport; ketone body biosynthetic process; L-leucine catabolic process
Molecular function (GO): hydroxymethylglutaryl-CoA lyase activity
Source: RefSeq, a predicted model, not a curated record
AUGGGCUCGGCCACGCCCACCGCGGCGGCGUCGGGCUACCCGAGCUUCGUGAAGAUCGUGGAGGUGGGGCCGCGCGACGGCCUGCAGAACGAGAAGACCAUCAUCUCGACGCAGGACAAGAUCAAGCUCAUCAACCUGCUGUCCGACACGGGUCUGUCCGCUAUCGAGGCCACGUCGUUCGUGUCACCCAAGUGGGUUCCGCAGAUGGCCGACAACUCGGACGUGUUGAAGGGCAUUGCUCGCAGAGAGGGCGUGUCGUACCCAGUUUUGACGCCUAAUAUCAAGGGUUUCGACAGUGCUGUGGAGGCUGGAGCGAAAGAGGUGGCCAUCUUUGGCGCGGCGUCCGAGGCGUUUAGCCAAAAGAACAUCAACUGCUCGAUCGAGGAGAGCUUGGAGCGCUUCCGCCCAGUCUGCGAGAAGGCGAGCGGACUCGGAAUCCGUGUUCGUGGAUAUGUGUCGUGCGUGCUAGGCUGUCCGUACCAAGGUCCCGUUGAACCCUCUGCUGUCGCUGUCGUUGCUCAGAAGAUGCUCGAGAUGGGCUGCUAUGAGGUGUCGUUGGGCGACACCAUUGGUGUUGGCAACCCGGCAUCUACGUUGGCUAUGUUGAAGGCUGCGAAGCAGGUCGUCCCUGUCGAGCGCCUCGCCGUGCACUUCCACGAUACGUACGGGCAGGCGUUGUCGAACACCCUCAUUGCGUUACAGGAGGGCAUUGCCGUGGUGGACAGCUCCGUCGCCGGUCUCGGUGGCUGCCCGUACGCUAGCGGGGCUUCCGGGAACGUGGCGACUGAGGACGUGCUCUACAUGGUGCAUGGCCUGGGCAUCCAAACUGGCGCGGACCUGCACAAGGUGAUGGCAGCGGGCGACUUCAUCACGAACCUGCUUGGCCACCCCACCCAAUCGAAGGUGGCGCGGGCGCUUGGCCCAAACAUGGGCAGCUCCAGUUCCAAGAACAAGCAGCAGUCGUCCUCGGGCGCGGCUGCCAGCAGCAGCAAUGGAGCGAGCGGCGUGCGGGCGCAGAUCACGUCCAAGGACAAGGCCAUCCUCGACCUCAAGAACGCCCGCGACCGCCUCAAGAAGUACCAGGCGCGACUGGACAUCGAGGCCAACCAGCUGCACGACAGCGCCAAGCGGCUGCUGCAGGCCGGCAAGAGAGACCGCGCGAAGCUGGCGUUGAAGCUCAAGAAGUACAAGGAACAGCAGAUGCACCAGGCCGACGAGCACUUGAUCCAGGUGCUGGGUAUGCUGGACACGGUGGAGUGGGAGACGCAGCAGCUGCAGGUUUUCGAAGGGCUGAAGGCGGGCAAUUCCAUUUUGAACGCCAUUCAUAAGGAAAUGACGGUGGAGGCGGUGGAGGAGCUCAUGCUCGAGACUGAAGAAGCACAGGCAACGGCUAAUGAAAUCAGCAGGAUCAUCGGCGGCAACCUGACCGUCGAGGACGAGGACGCUGUGCUCAGCGAGCUCGCCGAGAUCGAGAAGCUGGAAGCAGAGGCGCUGGCUGCAGCGAUGCCCGCGGCCCCAACCGCUGCACUCGAAUCAGCGGACAUUUCGGUCGACGUCACCGCAGCAACAACAGAGGAAUCCACGAAGUCCAAGACCCGGGUCAAGAACAAGAAGGAGGCCGUAGCAAUUCUAGGAUGA